AUGUAAGAAAAAAAAAUUAAGAAAAACAGAAUUAUUCAUUCGUCAUUUUUAAAAUUACUUUAUAAAAUUCUUGAGGUUAAGUAAAUUAAUAAAAUAGAAUCAAGAAUAUGAAAAUAUAAUAAGAUGGAAUGAUUCAGGAGAAAAAUUUAUCAUUUUAGAUAAACCUACCUUGAUAUCAAAGAUACUUCCUAUAUAUUUUAGACAUUAAAAGUUUUCCAGUUUCUUAAAGUAUUUCAAUAUAUAUACUAAGACAAUUGAACCUGUAUGGGUUCUAAAGAACUAGUUUAGAAAAGAAUAAUACUUAUUACUAUAACACAUAAUUUACCAAAUUUUCUCCGAACUUAUAAAUAAAAAAAAAGCAAAGACAAUAAUUUGCUUAAUCUGAACUAGAGACAUCUAUUUUGAGAAAUAACCUGAAUUAAAUAAAAAUUUCUCAAUAAAUCUUAAGAUAGCAAAUCUAUGAAUGUAUAUAAACUGUUGAUAAAAUGUCAAGUGUAACUCAAUAUUUAUUGAAUGUAUAUUAUUUUAUAGAUCUAGCUACUUUUUGAAAGUAAGAUUUCAGCAUCUAACUAGGCUAAAGCUAUAUUAAAUGCAGCCUUGAAAAUAAUGUAUGGAAUGUUGCCCCAAUUUUGUAAACAUUUUAUAAAAAAUUAUAAAGGUGUUACAUCAUCCAAAUUAUUAGAAAUAACAUUUCCUAAAAGUGAAAUCUUGUAACUUGAAAAUGCAAUGUCCUAUCUCGGUAAUACUGCUAUCCUACCGCAAGUUCAUAUAACAUUGUUUUAGAUAUUUAAUUACUUAUCCUCCUACUAUCCAGCCACUUAAUUUUCAAAAUAUGAUGAAGCAUUUUCACAUAUAUAGAAAUCCUAAUAAUUUUUCUAAGAAUAUGCUACUUAAACUCAGUAAUUUAAAAUUGUAGAAUGA
This is a messenger RNA of Paramecium octaurelia, 921 nucleotides long. The record is from the annotation of a GenBank genome assembly. Lineage: Eukaryota; Ciliophora; Oligohymenophorea; Peniculida; Parameciidae.